AUGCCUCCCAAGAAACCUGAACCUAAGAAGGAGGCUGCCAAGCCAGCCGCAGCUGCCACCGCUGCUCCAACCCCUGCCCCAGCUCCUGAGCCCCUCAAGGACUCUGCCUUUGACCCCAAGAGUGUGAAGAUAGACUUCAGUGCCGACCAGAUCGAAGAGUUCAAAGAGGCCUUUUCGUUGUUUGACCGGACUCCAACUGGAGAGAUGAAGAUCACCUAUGGGCAGUGUGGGGACGUGCUGCGGGCCCUGGGCCAGAACCCCACCAACGCAGAGGUGCUGCGUCUUUUGGGCAAACCCAAGCCUGAAGAGAUGAGUUCCAAAACCCUGGAUUUCGAGACGUUCCUGCCCAUCCUGCAGCACAUCUCCCGCAACAAGGAGCAGGGCACCUAUGAGGACUUCGUGGAGGGCCUGCGGGUCUUUGACAAGGAAAGCAACGGCACUGUGAUGGGGGCGGAGCUCCGGCACGUCCUUGCUACUCUGGGGGAGAAGAUGAGCGAGGCAGAGGUGGAGCAGCUGUUGUCUGGGCAGGAGGAUGCCAAUGGCUGCAUCAAUUAUGAAGCCUUUGUCAAGCACAUCAUGUCUGGAUAG
This is a messenger RNA of Arvicola amphibius (Eurasian water vole), 588 nucleotides long. It is a transcript of the gene Myl4, whose product is annotated as myosin light chain 4. The record is from RefSeq and is a predicted model, not a curated record. NCBI's taxonomy places the organism in Eukaryota, Metazoa, Chordata, Mammalia, Rodentia, Cricetidae. Gene Ontology annotation, cellular component: myosin II complex. Bases 1 to 588 code for a protein of 195 amino acids. Gene Ontology annotation, molecular function: calcium ion binding. The transcript has 6 exons.